This is a messenger RNA of Ruditapes philippinarum (Manila clam), 2698 nucleotides long. RefSeq lists its product as uncharacterized. Gene Ontology annotation, biological process: G protein-coupled receptor signaling pathway. NCBI's taxonomy places the organism in Eukaryota, Metazoa, Mollusca, Bivalvia, Venerida, Veneridae. The transcript is spliced from 2 exons. The record is from RefSeq and is a predicted model, not a curated record. Gene Ontology annotation, cellular component: membrane. Bases 86 to 2596 code for a protein of 836 amino acids. Gene Ontology annotation, molecular function: neuropeptide Y receptor activity.
UUAUAUCUUUUCAUAUUUUGGUUAUUUAAAUUCUUUCUUGACUAAAGACGCCAUAUAAUAAUAUCACUUUGGAUUAUUCACCAUUAUGGUUUCAUUCAACACGACACAAAUGACCCCGGAUAACUCAAACAUUUCAUUUACCAACGAAACAAUAACGUCUUCGGUGAUUUGGAACGCAAGUUGCCGUUACAAUGAAUUGGGGCUUGAGACACCAGUCGACCCCGCCAUUUUGCAGGGAGUCUGCGAAGCGAUUUUUUGCUCAGACGAUAGAGCGAGUAGUCUCAACAUUGUAUGUGAAGAGUAUUUCGGCGAUCUGAAGAGGAAGAUAGAAAUCGAUCGCUUAUAUUCUCAAACUAUACCAAUGGCGAGUAAAGUGAUAUUGUCAAUUAUGACAUCGGUUGUGAUAUGUCUAUCUCUUUGUGGCAACAUACUCGUCGUAAUGACAUUUGUAUUAAACAAAAACAUGCGAUCUGUGACCAAUGUGUUCAUCUUGUCACUCGCUAUAAGUGAUCUCAUGGUGACGCUCACGUGUAAUCCAAUGAAUCUGGGGUUAAUUCUAAAACCAACACGUUGGAUAUUUGGACGUUUCGGCUGCAAACUGAUGCCUUGUAUUACUCAGAUGUCUGUUGCAUGUAGUUCGUUAACACUCUGCUGUAUUGCAUUUGACAGGUAUUACGCAAUAGUUCAUCCUUUAAAGUUGAAGUUUAUACAGACGACAAAGCGUGCUACCAUUUUGCAAGUAAUUGUUUGGUGCGUGUCUGCCGCGUCAACAAUUCCUUAUGCGUUUUUCUACGAUACGCGUGAAGUAUCUGUGUGCAAGAAUGAAGAAUAUAAAAUCGUUUGUAUUCAACAACAUUAUCAUACUGCAAAGAAAGUUUUUGACAUUUGGAUAACGAUGUUCGUCUUAUUUUGCGGACCAUUUCUCUUUAUGUCUAUACUUUACGGUAUAAUUUGUCAUAAACUAUGGGUCCAAAGACCUAUCGGAGCUGUUUCACAGAGAAACCAUGACAACAGACUAAAACUUAAACGUAAAGCAAUUAAGAUGCUCAUCACGGUAGUGUUUAUCUUUAUUAUUUGCUGGAGCCCACUUCUGCUGUUUAAUGUCAUCGCAAACGCAAAUCAUGUGCCGACAAACGUAAACAGUCUAAACUGGCGGUCUUUCCUGCAAUGUCUGGCAUUAAGUAGCACGUGCUGGAAUCCAUUAGUUUAUGCGUUCAUGAAUGAAAAAUUUAGAAAAGCUUUCAGAACUCUCUUGUCCUGCCGAAAAAGUCAAGCUCAACCAAUGCUUGAACAUAGAUUAUCAACUGAAAGUCGUAAAACUACCACACAGCUUGAACUUCCGGUUUUACCUGACAGAAGUGGACAAACAUCAGAAACUAAAUAUAACACAAAAGAUUGUUUUCUCAAAGGCAUAAUAAUGUCUACAACGGCUAAAAACUUGCUUGAAGAACUAAAAAGAGCUAUUUGUGAAGGAACUAUUAAAUGUUCCGAACCGGACUCCGAUCAGUUUUGUGCAAAAAGAUAUCCAGAUUUGUUUAAAGAACUUACAAAAGAUAAAUAUGAAGUUAUAGGUGUGUCAUUAGAAUCAAAGGUGUUAUUAUCAAUACUUUACGGAAUCAUUGCUUUUAUGUCACUUAUCGGAAACUCCUUGGUAAUUGUCACGUUUGCAUUCGACAAAAACAUGAGGUCUGUUACAAACGUCUUUAUUUUAUCCUUAGCAGUAGCAGACCUCAUGGUAACGUUAACUUGCGUUCCAAUUAAUCUUGGUGCAGCAUUUGAUAUCUAUUGGAUAUUCGGGCCGUUUGCCUGCAAGCUCGUGCCGUUUUUCAUGACAUUUUCCGUUGCGUGUAGUUCGCUAACAUUGUGUUCUAUUGCACUUGACCGGUACGUGGCAAUUGUUCAUCCAUAUAAACUGAAGUUUUUACAGAACCCUAAACCUGCCGCUAUCUUCUUAAUUGGUAUAUGGGGCCUUUCGAUCGUAUGCAGCAUCCCUAAUGCUGUCUUUUACACGGUUAAGAAAAUUGAACAGAAAUGUGAGGAUAAUUCAAAGGAAGAAAAUUAUGUAUGCGUCUGGCCGGAAAAUAAAUACAAACUGCCUUUGGAACUUUGGUUAACGUUGGUUGUUUUAUUCAUAAUUCCGCUUCUUAUAAUGUCCACAACGUAUGGGCUAAUUGGCUAUCAGUUAUGGAUUCGAAAGCCAGUUGGAAUGCGGAGAAAUUCGCUUAGAAAUGCGGACAUGAAGAAAAGUGUCAUUAAAAUGUUGGUUAUUGUUAUGCUUGCCUUUAUUUUGUGCUGGAGCCCUAUUAUGAUAUUGAAUUCGGUUGAGAAAUCAAUUGAUAGAGAAAUGUUGAGCCGGAAAACAAUCGUCUACCUUCAAUUCUAUUUCAAAUGUCUGAGUAUGGCCAGUUGUUGCAUCAAUCCAGUUAUCUAUACAUUUAUGAACAGAAAAUUUCGAAUGAAUUUCAUGACAUAUCUUUGCUGUAGAAAGAACCGUGUAUCUGUUGCGAAUGCUGUUAGCAAAGAAACGGGUCGUGUCACUUUGCAGAAAAUUGAGGACCGGGACGGCAAACCAGUGGUUGUACUUCCACGUGAAUAAUAAUUAGUGACAAUUGCUAUAUGUGAUGUUCCUAGAGGCAUUUCAUUCAUGUAAACAUAAUAUUUUAUGUACUGUAGAUGUAGACUGUUUUCAUUUUGAAGU